AAAUACAUUGGCAAUUUCCCCAACAGGUUGCUCGUCGUUUGAUUGUAUUUUGCGUAUUACUUUUUUGUAUGCAUAUUUGUUGAGUUAGCACUCGGUGUGUUAGCAUAUUCUCAGUUUUAUAAUUACAAAAGUGGUCUACGUGAUUGUCUAUGUUCUAUUGACAUCUCCAUAUGGGCAAAAUGAUCAUUUGACCAUUCAACAAAGACAGUUUUAAGUGUUUUGAUCUGCUUCGAUGUAUUCAUUCCAGUGCUAAUUCUUGGCUCUUGUGCUAUGGCUGGGUUUUUGGAUGUAUAGUAUAACAAAGGUCAUCUUCAAUAUAUUUUAUACGCUGUUCGAUGUUCUCGCAGUGAAAAAAAAAAAAAAUUUUUUGGGGAAAUUAUUUGCAUGCGGAUGAGUAAUCACUGUUUGGUAGAAGUUGCACAAUCGCUUUGUUUGUAUUGAAAACUGGAUUAUUAUUCGGCGAAUAUAGUGCGGGGGAAAGUUUACAAUUGGUGCAGCUAAUUAAAAUUCAACGACCGUCAUCAUCAAAUUAUGUUGUUUACUCGGUCACAGUGAACAGAGUUCGGUGCUGCUGUUGCCAUAUAAACAUAAAAUUAUUGAAAAACGAAAAAUGAGCGCGGUCGUGAAGAGUAAUCUAGAUAAGAAAAAAAUGAAAACGAAAUCAGUAUUUGGCUAUUGCAAUAACAUUAUAUCGCGAAUUGUAUCGCCAAAUUCGAAAUCGAUGCUAAGAACCGACGCCGUUCCAAUGGAAAAUGGUUCACAACAUCUGGCUGAAUCGAAUAUUGAAAAUGCCAGCAACGAAAAUCAGCAAACGCUUCCCAUCGUUCCAUCCAUUGCAACACAGGUUGUGCCAACGUCACCCAUGCAACUGAUCUAUAACAGUAUGCAACAAGCCAAUCAAAAUGUAACCAUCGAAUCCCAGCAAAAUUUCAAUUUCAACAACAGCAAUGGCCUUCAUUUGUUCGGCAAUACAUAUCAUGUGGCUGGUUCCAGCUCCCGAAAAAUCAGCUACAAUGGAAGCUUCGAAGAUAAAGCGACUCCAAAAAAGACCAGAUCAUUAGUCGAGCUAAUGAACUGCAACGAUACGAUUGAGACGCCAACCAUGCGAAUUGCUGCACGAUCCAUCGGGGAUAAUUGGCGCAUGGUGUUUCGAGAUUUGGAGAUUUCCGAUGCUGAAAUCGCACAAAUCAAAGAACAAUACUUCCACAUAAGUGUCGAGGAAGUCAUUUACCAAUUGCUAUUGCGAUGGCAACGAAACAGUGACGACCCAUCGAUUGGCAGACUUUCAACGGUUUUAUGGAAAAACAAAAGUCACGAAUGUAUAAAUGAAUUGAAAAAAUAUUACAAAGAACUCAAAAAAACGCAAGCCGAAUCGUCUGAAAAAGAACCAGAAGAGAAAAAGUUCUUGUGAUAAAGAAGAUGAACAACAAACCAACGACACAGUGGAUUCCUUGAAUUAUUCAUUUGGGUUUUUGAACAUCAACAUCGAAACAUUCCCCCAAACAACACAGUAAAUCUGCUUCUAUUGCAUUUAUACGCAUUGUGAAUGACUAAUUGCAUGCAUUACAAUUUCAAUGCAUUACCAGUUGCUAUACUUACUUUAAUUAAUGAUCUUUAUGCAUACAAUAUUUGUAGCUGUAGAAUGUAUAGAUUAAUAAUAGAAUAGGAAAAAUUGAAAUGAAAUUAUUAAGAACGAAAUCAUGAUACAUACGUGUAAAAUAGAAAUACUGUUCAUUUCAACAGUACACAAGUAACUUCCAUCAUAAUCGGCGUUUUUAAUAUAAUAAUUAAUUAUUCUUAAUAUAAAAGAUACGGAAUGAUUUUUUUUUUCCAAACAAAAGCUAUGCACAUUUUUCGCUUUUUCGAAAAAAAAAAGAUGCGAUUGGGCUCUGGGUUGUGAAAUAAUUGUGAUUGGACAUUAUUCCCACGUUUAUCGCGUGCAAACAGAAAAUAAGACAUGAUUCAUUCCAAAUUCAAAGAUUCAUUCCGUUUUUUUUUUCAUGAAAAAAAGGCUAAGGUUUGUGAAUGUUGUGAUUAGAAAAUCUACUAAAUGUUGACUUUACAUCUGUAACAUAUUUUGUCGAAUCGCACAAGAUAUGUGAUAACAGAAAAGGGUCAUAAAUUCCUAAAUUAGUCAGCAUUUGAUAGUGUGUUUGCUUAGCAAAAAAACAGUAACAGAUAGGAAACACUGGAAUUUAUUAUUUUUAUCACCAAUAAUAUUGAAUUGGGUGUUCGCAACACGAGGUGUUCACAAAUUCCCCGAAUGUUACGAGAGUAAAGGGAGAAUUUGGGUGAACGAUUGAUUUUCUACUUCCGUAUUGUUCAACUUGAGAUAAACGAUGCCUGCGUUUUAUGAGGGCAUUUUCGAUCUCGAAGUGAAUGUUAUGAAAAAUAGCUUGCAAUUUUCUCAUAUCCAAUCUGUGUGUAAAUCACAGACCCCAAUUUUAAUGGAGUGAUGUAACUGUUUUUGAAUAAAGAGACUGGCCUUUAAGGAGUUACAAA
This is a messenger RNA of Sitodiplosis mosellana (orange wheat blossom midge), 2502 nucleotides long. It is a transcript of the gene imd, whose product is annotated as protein immune deficiency. Gene Ontology annotation, biological process: signal transduction. The record is from RefSeq and is a predicted model, not a curated record. Bases 611 to 1411 code for a protein of 266 amino acids. The transcript is spliced from 2 exons. Gene Ontology annotation, molecular function: protein binding. NCBI's taxonomy places the organism in Eukaryota, Metazoa, Arthropoda, Insecta, Diptera, Cecidomyiidae.